AUUUAAGACGAGAUGAUAGUUAAUAAAUGUGCCAUAUCCGCCCGGCACAUUUAUUGUUACAAAUUGUCAUUUCAUUGAGAGUUAAACAAAGCAGAUGACAAGUCAGCAAUGAGUUUUUGGGAAGUAAGAGGCGAUUGAAGCGCUGCCCCGGCCUACCUUCAUCACCAGUAGGUUUACUUCCAGCCUGCCUCUUCGUAAUAGUUUUACUUUCACCUGAUUGGACAGACCAUCUCUAMUGACAACCUACUGAAGCUUCUGAUUGGAUACUGUUAAAUGACGUAUAACACCGGAAAAGCUCGUCUCAAAGUUCGGCGCGGAAACCAAGAAGUAAUGAAACGAGAUGGCUGAAAACGGCUCAAAGUCUAAACUGAAACGGAAGAGGAGUUCCGUGGAGGAGCCGAAGUCUGGACUCGGUUCUCGAGGAACAGCGGAGAGGAGCGGCGCAGCUCCGCUGUCCAGAGACGGAGCAGCACAUCCUGACAGGUGUCGGCCGCCUGCAGCAGCAGCAGCAUGGUGGAACAUGUCGCAGCCCCCCGCUGUGGAGAGCCUGUGGGCGUUCACACUGAUGUCUGCUCUGCCACACCUGCAGAACCAGCUCUGGGACCCGGUUCCUGAUCUUCCCCUUCCUCCUGCUGCGAGACCUGCCACAGYAAAGGUAGAGGAGCAGUGGACGUAUGAUCUCUUCAGUGACGCUCCUCCCUUUCCAGAAGACGACCCACUCACCCCGGGGCUUCCAUCAGACCCAGACCCUCAGAGAGCAUCUUCUCCCCAGGAGAUUGCCCCAGUCCAGACCAGGCCUUCUGGAAAGUCAUCCAACAAAGGGCCGUCAUCUGACAGCAGACAGAGUCCUGAACAGCGAGCUGAACCUCCCAGAGCCUUCAGCAGGACUCAGAACUGGGAGAAGGCAGCUCCGUCUUCAGCAGGAGAGCCGAGGGUCGGAGGAGAACAAGAACAGUGGAGCGGACGGCUUCUAGUCGAGUCGCCGGAGGUUUCCAAACCAUCGGUUUCCAAACCAUCGGUUUCUCCAGACGGCGAGGAGGAGGAGCAGAAUGCUAGCAAACAUGAAGAAGGAGCUCUGCAGAGCUGCCCCAUGUGUCUUCAUGUGUUCCCUUCUGGGUUCACGCAGAUGGAGCGGGACGGCCACCUGGCCCAGUGCCUCUCUGAGCUGAGCGUGGACAUGACCUGGUGAGGCGACAGGAAGCUGGCGGCCGUCCUGRGGCUUCAGGCAGCCAGAUGCCCUGACAYACUCCAGGACCCGGUCAGCUGGAAGAGGGCGUKGUCAGGUUAUUUACUCCACUGACGUAGACUCAACACUCRGGGUCAGAGCUGAGUGUUGAAUUGAACUGAGAAUCURAUGGACGGCAGAAAACGUGCCCCUCGUGGUUCACACAGCCGCUGAGUGUAGCUGCUUGUUCUUCUCUAAAGGACUUUUGAAAAAGAAACGUUGGCUACAGCCGCACCUUUCAGCUUUUUGACCCACUUAGAGCCGUUUCAGGAAACAUAGUUAUCUGCAUUGAAAUCCGAGCUCAGGGAAAGCAGCUGAAAGUCCUUCAGGCCCAGCGCCUGUAUCUGAUUGGCCUGUAAAGCCAAGGAGAUGAGGCGCUUGUUCUAUUAUUGGAUAAAUUCAUGUUCCACAUGUCAGAUCUGUAAAACUGGAAAUUUUCAACCUCAGUUUUACGCCUCCAUUUAAAAAAAAAAUAAAAAAUCAUUUUUUAAGAGAAAUUUAAAAGAUGUUAUUUUUAUUCUUGAACCUGUAAUUGCAGUCAUAAAAGUAUUUUUCCAAUUUUCACACACAAGUUAUAGACAUUAUAACAAUGUCUAUAACWUACAUUGUCAUAAUGUCUAUGAUAAACAUGUUCAGCUGCUGUUGCAUGGCUCGGGGUGUAAUAUGUUCUUAAAAACAAAAUUGGAUGCACAUAUAAGCAGAGGGUCAGCUUCCAGUGUUGGGAUGGUUUUGUCACCAUGGUAACAUCCUUUAAACCGACUCUGUUUAAAAGAUGUUACCAUGAUUUUUGAAGAAUUUCUCAGUCCUUGUAGCCUGUUUAUACUUUCACCUCCAUCAGAGGCGGUUCAGUUGGACCUUGGAGUGGAUUUCUGUAAGAAUCAGCAUCGUUUGUCUGAAUCCACAGUUUAAUAUGAAUGUUUGAUUUAAGCCACGUUGGAGGGUUUUCCAUUCCAGGAUGAACGGUGAGUUCAGGCUCCUACUACACGACCACCAUAUGACCCUCACCUCCCAAGAAAUGAAACUUUUGUCUCAUCGCUCCACAGAAUAUUUUCUGGAUGUCUUUGGGUUCGCCUUGUGAAAAAUAAACAUGCUAAGUAUAUUGAAAAUGGAAAAAAGAAAAAAAAAAUGGACAAAACUAACAGAAAUAAACAAUAUUUAAAUUUCUGUCAAAGGCAAAAACAAAUGUUUUGUGAGGUUCAACCAUUUCUUGAAACAUUUGUCUUGGCCUAGUUUUUCUUUUAACCCCUCAACUGUCACCCCAAAAACACUUUCAUGCAAGUCAAUGGGUGGAUGAGGAAACCAAACCAUCGUCCUCAUGACGGGUCAAACAAAUCUUUCUCUUAAUUACUGAUCCGUUUCUUUAAUUUUGAGCCGCAUCUGCAUACACGUUGGAAUGUUGGAAGCUCUGCACAUUUUCAUUGCCUUUCUGCGCUUGACUAAAUUAUAUCAUUUUGAAGUAUCCAAUGCAAGAAAUAAGUUUAGUUGGAUAAAAACGAUCUGAUGCAUUUAUAUUUCAUAUAGUUUUUUUUUCUGAAGCACGUAGAAAGGUUUUCUGCUCAUUUCAUAAGAGUUUCCCCAGGUCUCUAUACAAUAACUUUUGUAUGGAAAUAUUUACUAUCGCAAUAGUUUUUGACAUUUUAUCUUUCACAUGGUCAAUGAGUCUUCAAUUUGUUUUCCAUUCCUAUGCUGUUUAACUGUCUCUUUGUUUGUUUGUUGCUAAAUUGUACAAAUUUUGUUUUGCCAUAAUUUAGUGAUCAUUUGUUUUCGUCAUUUCUCUAAUAAUUGUAAUUGUCCUUCCAUUGUACAUAGAAGCUGCUCCACACUGUUACAUCAAUAUAACGUGUCGCCAACACAUGAAGUAAACGUUAACAACUUUAUAUACACCACAUUUACUAUUUGUCAAAAUAAACACAAGUCAUGUAGACUUGUGUCCGAUUGAUUUAAUGCAGUAAAUCAUUAUUCGCAUCAUUUAUUUGAACAUGGUGAAAGUGUGUUUCACGAAAAUAUUUUAAAAUUCAUUGAUAUGGAAAUGUACACCGCAGGGUAAAAUGAAGUCAGAUGAUCUGUAAAGAAGUGAUUCGGCUCUGCUGUGAGGUUGAGUUCACAGCGAUCACCCUCUUCCUGUUAAUCAAGGUAAUUAGCUGAGUAAUUGGAAAGCGCUUUUAUACCAACAUGGUUUGUGUUCGCGUGUGACAGACAUACUUCACGGUGAACUUUCAUGUCAAGGCGAGUUUUACUCGGUGAUCCCUCAUCAACUGACAAAUUGACUCUGUAAGGUGCUUUUUUUUUUUUUUUUUUUUUAAAUCAGAUCAUCUGCCUCACACGGAGAACAAGUGGUCAAAGCUCAGCGCUGCUGCUGGGAACCAUUACUGAACUGGAACAUGCAGGAAGUCAUUCCAAACAACAGGAUCAAGUCCUGCCAUCGUGGCUUUAGGAAGCGGCACCGCAUGCUUUCUCAGGAGGACUUCCUUGAUGCAAUCAGCCGGGCCGUCUUUUUCUUUUCUUUUUCUUUUUUUUUUAACCACUCGGUGUUAUGUUAUCGAUUUGAGUUUGAUUGUCCUACUUUACACUCGUGAUUGAACCGGAGUGUGUGUAACUGGAUCUGAACGGGGAGGAACUGGACUGAUUUGGAUUUGUUAUUCUUGCAUUUGGUCGAGAGAUGUUCAUCAAACUGAAAUAUAAAAUGCUAAGCUAUACACUGAGCUCCUUUAAAUCAAGGCUAAAACCCGUUUACGUUGUUACUUUUAUCAUUAAAUGGAGGAAUAAGGUUGAUGGCAUUUGACAAAGUGCUUUUUUAUUUUAUAAAUGGCCGCUGUUGCAUGAUUUUAUAGUGUAAAGCACUUUGAACUGCCUUAUUGCUGAGAUGUCCUGUCAUAAAUGCUAAUUAAAUGCUAAACAGAUGUAUCAACCGGAAAACAAAAUUUUCUUUGUCAGAUAUCAGUGUGAUAAAUUCUCCUGUUUCAGGUCUACUGGCCAUAUCUAGACUCAAUUUCUGUUUGACCUGCGGAAUCAACUAAUCACUUAAAACCUUUUUGGCCAAAAGCCAUCAAGAGGCGUUACGUCGGGCCUCAAACCAUGAAUUCAGAUCUGCAUCAGAAAGCAUAAAGGAGAAUCUCCAGCUGUCAGUUUGUGACUUUCAGUUAAGAUGUUGUGACCUUAGACAUGCGUUUGAAUUAACGAGGUACAACGAUGAAAUUAAAUUGAAUUUAUUGAACGACCAUCAAGCUAAUAAUUCAGGCUCGGCUGCAUUUCUGUCUGAUCUCUAUUCCUACAUCAGUUCUUGGUGUUUUUUGGGGGGAAUUUCUGUUCCGUCUUCUCAAACCUCUGAGCCACAUUCUGGAGGUUCCUUCCUGUUAAAGGGGAGUUUUUCCUCUUUGCUUUUGCUAUAUAUAUAUAUAUAUAUAUAUAUAUAUAUAUAUAUAUACACACAUGCACAUGGUGUACGAUGUUAAUUCAUCAACUCAAUGCAAGCAAUUGUCUACUGCCGCUACGUCCAGGAGCGAACACUAAGUCGAUGCUCUGCUGGGUUUUUCCACUAAUCUGAAGAACCAACUGAGCUAAAAGCAUCAUUUGAUAACCAAGAUCAAUUGUGUGAAUGGAUUAAAAUAACGUUUGUAAAGUGCCUUCAGAAGAGAUUUGUUGUGAAUUGGUGCUAAAUAAAUGAAUUGAACUGAAUGAUUGAUCAUUUAGGUGGAGGAGCUGAAAAAAGACUGAAAACUCAAGCAAAUGACGUGGAAAUGUUUUUAUAUGAUGCUGUUGGUUUAAUUCUCAUAGAGAAUCUUGUGCAUAAGGCAGCAUGGCCUCUUCAGGUUUCUGCUUUCAAACUGAUAUGAGAAAUAAACAUUUUGAACACAA
This is a messenger RNA of Poecilia reticulata (guppy), 5080 nucleotides long. RefSeq names its product FA core complex associated protein 20. Gene Ontology annotation, molecular function: ubiquitin binding. The record is from RefSeq and is a predicted model, not a curated record. Lineage: Eukaryota; Metazoa; Chordata; Actinopteri; Cyprinodontiformes; Poeciliidae. Gene Ontology annotation, cellular component: Fanconi anaemia nuclear complex.